GUCACAGAGGAGAUGGAGGUUGGAAACCACAGCACUGUGACAGAAUUCAUCCUCAUGGGGUUGACAGAGGACCCUACACUUUGUGUCAUCUUCUUUGUGAUGUUUCUAGGAAUCUAUGUUGUCACUUUAGUAGGCAAUGCCAGCAUAAUCACUUUAAUAAGAAGCUGCUCCCACCUUCACGCCCCCAUGUACCUCUUUCUCAGCCAUUUGGCUUUUGUGGACAUUGGAAUUACCACAUCAGUCACACCUAUAAUGCUUAUGGGAUUCCUUGGUCAUGGAAUAGUUCUUCCUGUCAUUGGCUGUGAAGCCCAGCUCUCUUCUAUGGUGAUGUUUGGGACAGCUGAGUGCUUCCUGCUGGCUGCCAUGGCCUAUGAUCGUUACGUGGCCAUCUGCUCACCCCUGUUCUACUCCACCCACAUGUCCCUUGGAGUCUGCACUGUCUUCAUGGCGGCCUCCUAUCUGGGUGGCUGUGUGAAUGCUUCCAUGUUUACUAGUUCUUCAUUGAGCAUUUUCUUCUGUGGACCAAAUCAGAUAGAUCACUUUUUUUGUGAUUUCUCCCCUUUGUUGAAAGUUUCCUGCUCAGAUGUCUCCAUUACUGAAAUUAUCCCUUCCAUCUCUUCUGGCUCUAUCAUUGUGGUCACCGUGUUUGUCAUAGCUGUCUCCUACAUCUACAUCCUCAUCACCAUCUUGAAGAUGCGCUCCACAGAAGGGCGCCGCAAAGCUUUCUCUACCUGUACCUCUCACCUCACUGCAGUCACUCUCUACUAUGGAACGAUUACCUUCAUUUAUGUGAUGCCCAAGUCCAGCUACUCACUUGACCAGAACAAGGUGAUUUCUGUGUUCUACACGGUGGUGAUCCCCAUGUUGAACCCCCUUAUUUAUAGUCUGAGGAACAGAGAUGUAAAGGAGGCUCUGAGAAAGAAAAUUGUCAAAAUAUGUAUUCUAGGAUCCAUUCUUUGUAUUUAA
Molecule: messenger RNA, 966 nt
Organism: Lepus europaeus (European hare)
Lineage: Eukaryota; Metazoa; Chordata; Mammalia; Lagomorpha; Leporidae
Product: olfactory receptor 5P1-like
Exons: 1
Coding region: 13-966 (317 amino acids)
Biological process (GO): G protein-coupled receptor signaling pathway; sensory perception of smell
Cellular component (GO): membrane
Molecular function (GO): odorant binding; olfactory receptor activity; G protein-coupled receptor activity
Source: RefSeq, a predicted model, not a curated record